This is a messenger RNA of Phlebotomus papatasi, 1829 nucleotides long. RefSeq names its product probable cytochrome P450 6a14. Bases 99 to 1607 code for a protein of 502 amino acids. The transcript is spliced from 2 exons. The record is from RefSeq and is a predicted model, not a curated record. Gene Ontology annotation, molecular function: iron ion binding; heme binding; monooxygenase activity. NCBI's taxonomy places the organism in Eukaryota, Metazoa, Arthropoda, Insecta, Diptera, Psychodidae.
CAAGCAUAUAUAACACAGAUUUUUAUGAAGAAUUGUAGUAUUUCCCUGUCAGUCCCAGCCUUGAACACUUCGUACGUUUGGGAUACAAGUUCCCAAAAAUGGAUUUAACGAUACUAUUGUUGUGUGUUGUGACUUUUGUAAUAGUUGGUUACUUUUAUGCUAAAAAGCAGUACAGUUAUUGGGCAGAUCGUGGAAUUCCCUAUGUUAAACCGAAAUUUUUGAUAGGAAAUCUUGGGGGUGUGGGCUCAUCUAAGCAUAUCAGUGAAAAAUUGCAAGACAUUUACAGAGAACUCAAGGGAAAAGAAGUGUUUGGAGGAUUAUUUUUCCUAACAGAUCCAACUUCAAUUGCACUGGACUUAGAUUUUCUCAGAAAUAUUUUGGUGAAAGACUUCCAGUACUUCCAUGACAGAGGAGUCUAUAUUAACGAACGGGAUGAUCCCCUAUCUGGACACCUCUUUUCACUCUACGGUCAAAAGUGGAAGAUCAUGAGGGCAAAAUUGAGCCCAACAUUCACAUCUGGAAAAAUGAAAAUGAUGCAUAGUACAAUCAUUGCAGUGGCAAAGGAAUUUGAAAAAGUACUGGAACCCUUUGCAGCAAAACAAGAACAAAUUGAAAUGAAAGAAUUCCUUGCACGUUUCACAACUGAUGUUAUUGGAAGUUGUGCCUUUGGAAUCGAAUGUAACAGUUUGAAGGAACCUGAUACAGAAUUUCGUCGAGUUGGGAAGAAAGUAUUUGAAUUUACUGGUCUUGGCCUCGCUAAGCAAUUUUUCCUUCAGAUCUUUCCUAAAAUAGCAAAAGCACUUCGAAUGGAAAUAACAGACAGAGAUGUAACACAUUUCUUCAUGAAACUUCUAAGAGAUACAAUUGACUACAGAGAAAAGAAUAAUGUGAAGAGAAAUGAUUUCCUAUCCCUUAUGAUUCAACUUAAAAAUACCGGAAAGCUGGAAGGAGACAAUGUGGAUCUGGGAAAAAUAACCUUUGAAGAACUAGCUGCUCAAACCUUUGUGUUUUUCGUAGCUGGAUUUGAAACGUCUUCAUCCACAAUGGCAUUUUCUCUUUACGAACUGGCACUUAAUCAGGAUAUUCAAGAUCAUGUGAGGGAGGAGAUCAAUUCUGUGUUGGAGAGGCAUGGGGGUGAAUUCACUUAUGAUGCUUGCAUGGAACUCAAAUAUCUUGAAAGGGUUAUCCAAGAAACAUUGCGAAAAUACCCGAUCGUUGAUAACCUCUUCAGAGUGGCAACUAAUGAUUACCAAGUCCCUGGAACCAAUCACGUCUUGAAGAAAGGAAUGUCAGUUAUCGUACCUGUCUACGCUAUUCAGCGAGACCCAGAAAUCUAUCCAAAUCCUGAGAUAUUUGAUCCAGAUCGUUUCACCGAAGAGAACAUCAAGAACCGACACCCCUAUGCUUGGCUUCCUUUCGGAGAGGGUCCUAGAGUUUGCGUUGGAAUGCGUUUCGGCUUGAUGCAAACAAGGGUUGGAUUGGCUACAAUCAUCAACAAGUACAGAAUCAACGUAACUCAAAAGACACCUAUCCCUAUGUCCUUUUCCCCCAAAUUUGCAUUUCUGUCCCCAGAGGGUGGAAUGUGGUUGAAAAUGGAAAAGAUUUAGAGUGACAUUCAUCUACAAGGAUUCCAACACAUUCUUAUGCCCCGUAUCUUAACUUCUUUAGAUUUUAGAUAGCACCAAACUUUAUCUAAAACUACUACAUUUGUCUUUUUGUUGUAUAUACAGAAAAUAUGCUUUAUCAUGAUUACUUGGAAUGUCUUUUUCUUACGGUUUCUUCAUCGGUCGCUAGCCAAAAUCGAAAUACAAAAAUGUAAAACUGCCAAA